Cryptococcus amylolentus CBS 6039 is the source of this 1170-nucleotide messenger RNA. RefSeq lists its product as hypothetical. Gene Ontology annotation, biological process: generation of catalytic spliceosome for second transesterification step; RNA splicing. The transcript is spliced from 4 exons. Gene Ontology annotation, cellular component: U4/U6 x U5 tri-snRNP complex; U2-type post-spliceosomal complex; U5 snRNP. Lineage: Eukaryota; Fungi; Basidiomycota; Tremellomycetes; Tremellales; Cryptococcaceae. Bases 1 to 1170 code for a protein of 389 amino acids. The record is from RefSeq and is a predicted model, not a curated record.
AUGGACUCUCUUCUGGCAGAAAUCUCGGAAAAGAAGCGGGCGCUGCAAUCAGACGGCGCCGACGAAGGACCUGCGAAAAAGUAUAUGCGCCGCGCUGAUGUAGAGCGCGCCAAAGAGGAGGAGGAGCAACGGCGGAAAGAACUAGCCAAGCAAGAAGCAGAAAGGAAGAAGGAGAUACUACAGGCUGAAAAGGCCAAGAGGUCGGAAGCCAGACGAGCAGCUCUAGGCAAGCUCAACCCCGCCUCCCCCACCCCUUCCUCCUCCCGCAACACCCCCGACCCAUCCCUCCCCUCCGAAGAACGCUUCAACAUCUCCCCCGAAGAAUGCAUCCGCCGUCUCCGAGCCAAAGGCCAGCCCAUCCGUCUCUUUGGCGAGUCUGACAAGGAACGCCGUCUCCGUCUGCGAGCGUUGGAGCUGUUGGAAGAAAGGGGGCCGUCCGGGGCGCAAGGGAGGAAUGAUUUCAAGUGGGCGUUGGAGGAGAUGGAGAGUGGGCUGGAUGAGAAGGGGUUGGAGAAGAAGGCUAGGGAGUUGCAUAGGCUUGCGGAGGAGAGGGGUAAGCUGGAGGGUUCUGGAUCUGCGGGCACGCCUGUAGAGGGAGAACAGGAAGAAGGGAAGGAAGGGAAAGAGGUGGAGAAGAAGAAGAAGGGUGUUGAUAUCGGCAUCCUGGAUCUGAAAUUGAUCAAGACGGAUCCUAACAAGGUCUACCCUAUCAUCUACUAUGCUCUCAAGGGUGUAUUGAAAGAGUGGGAAGCAUGGAUGGACAACCGUCCAGAAGAGAUCCGUCGCUCGACACAAGGCAAAAUGGCAGCCGCCACCCAAGUCCAAUCCGCCCAGUCCCUCAAACCCCUCUUCCGCUCUCUCCGUUCCCGAGACCUCGCCCCCGAUGUCCUCCGUCUCCUCGCAGAGAUCGUCCAUCACAUGCAGAACCGGGCGUACCAAAAGGCGAAUGAUGCGUAUUUGAGAUUGUCGAUAGGAAAUGCGGCGUGGCCGAUUGGUGUGACGAGUGUGGGUAUUCACGAGAGAAGUGCGAGGGAAAAGAUUGGGCAGGAUAAUAUUGCGCAUGUGUUGAAUGACGAGGUGUCGAGAAAGUACAUCCAAGCGGUGAAGAGAUUAUUGACAUUCUCGCAAACUAUCCGACCACCUGCUGAUGUCUCUCAAUUGAUGGGUUAG